AUGUCCUCGCGCACCCCCAUCGUCAGCAUGAAGGUCGCCAUCGUCGGUGCCGGCAUCUCCGGCCUCUCUGCUGCCUCCGUGCUGGCCAAGGCGGGCCACCGUGUGACCAUCUUUGAGAAGAGUGCGCAGCUAGGGGGGCACGCUAGGACGGUGCUGGUGGACGGAACGCCCGUUGACGUGGGCUUCCAGCUGCUCAACAGGCAAGUCGGGGAUUGCGUGCAGCUGCAGUUCGUGAAUUACGCAACGACGUACCCCACCCUGGUCCGCUUCUUGGGAGAGUACCAGGUUGAGCUGGAGCCGUCCCCCCUGACCUUCGCUUUUGACUUCACUGACACCCCGGCGCAAGGCCCCUCCAGUGCCGACCUGGCCCUCUUUGCUGAGGACGCGCUUUCCUUCUUGGAGGCUGCUCCCCAGCCCGAGGUCACCCUGGGCCACUUCCUGGAGGGGGGGGGCUACUCUGCCGCGUUCCAGAGGGGCUAUCUGGUGCCGGUCUGCGCAGCGGUCUGGUUCACGAGCAAGGAGGCCAUUCUGGGGGCGUCGGCGUACACAGUGCUCAGCUUCUUGCGGGACCACAAGAUGCUCCAGGCGUCUGGGCGCCUGGACUGGUUGACGGUCAAGGGGCGGACCCAGACUUACAUCAGCAAGGUCGUGAGCAGCCUUAAGGAGCAUGGUGUUCAGAUUCUCACUAACUCCCCUGUUGCAGCAAUUGAGAGGACAGCCGCAGGCGUGACCAUCACUGCCAACGGGGUCUCCGCCACCUUUGACAAGCUGGUGCUUGCCACCCACGCCCCCGACGCCCUGGCCCUGCUUGGAGAGGGCGCCACCCCUGCGGAAAAGGCGGUUUUGGGGGCUUUCACGUACAACAAGAGCACUCUGGUACUCCACCGCGACGCGGCCCUGAUGCCCGCGGACCGCGCUACCUGGGGCGCCUGGAACUUCGUGGGCUCCGCCGCAGGGGCCUCCUCCGUCACCUACUGGCUCAACAAGCUCCAGCACCUGGAGCGCGCUGCGCCGCUCUUCCUGACCAUCAACCCGCACGUGCCCCCCCGCCACGUGGUGGACGGCGACUAUCCCUGGCUGCACCAGGGGCCCCACCCCGACGCCGCGGCCGCCAAUGCGCAUGUUGCGCAGCUGCAGGGGGGCAACAACACCUGGUUUGCGGGCGCCUACCAGGGCUUCGGCUUCCACGAGGACGGCUGCAAGGCCGGCAUGGCCGCCGCCCUCAGCCUCCUGGGCGACACCACGCCUGCCCCUGUCGCCGUGGAGGCGCUCCCUCUCGCCUUCAAGGGUUGCAAGCCGUUGGCACCCAUCGAAGAUAGGCUGCAGGUCCCCGUAGCCACUGAGAGGAGAAUCGUGCGGGCCUCUUAUGACGACGUCAGACACGACGUCCAGGUUCGAAACGCGUUGCCACUUCGGUCGUUCAGCUAG
Molecule: messenger RNA, 1428 nt
Organism: Klebsormidium nitens
Lineage: Eukaryota; Viridiplantae; Streptophyta; Klebsormidiophyceae; Klebsormidiales; Klebsormidiaceae
Source: the annotation of a GenBank genome assembly